AUGGAAAGGGAAGAAAAUAUAGAAAUCAAAAAUUCAUUUGAUUAUAUUUUAAAUAGUGUUACAGGUUUAAUUGAGAGUAGGUUAUUGUAUAUUCUUGUAAAACAUAAAGUUCCAGAAGUAUUUGAAGAUGGUUUACCAAAAACUUAUCAACAAGUUGCAGAAAAAACUCAAACAUCACCAAUUGGUAUUUAUAAACUUUUAAGAUACUUUACUACAAGUAUUGGAUUAUUUGAAGAGGAUUUAAAUAAUUUAGGAACUUUUAAAAAGACACCAAAAUCAUCACUAUUUACAAGUGAUAAAUAUGCAACAUUCGUUGAAUGGUGUAAUAAUGAUCUAGCAUACAAUAUGAUGAAAUCACUUGAUUUAUCAAUUGAAACUGGUGAACCACAAUGUCAUAAAUCAUUAGGUGUUAAUAGUUGGUGGGAUCUUAUUAAAAAACCAGGUGAAGAAGAAUUCUUUAAAAAUGCAAUGAAAGUUUCAUCAAGUGAAGCAAUAGAGAGUGCUUUAAAAUUUAUUGAUUUCAGUCCAUUCAAAAAAAUCGUUGAUAUUGGUGGUAGUCAUGGUCGUUUUGUUUGUGAAAUUUUAGAAAAAUAUCCAAAUUCUCAUGGUAUAAAUUUCGAUUUAGAAUCAUUUUUCAAUGGUGCUGGUGAAUUAAUUAAAAAUCCUAGAUUAGAACAUAAAAGUGGUAAUUUCUUUGAAUCUGUACCAGAAGGUGAUUGUUAUAUUUUAAAACGUAUUCUUCAUGAUUGGAAAGAUGAAGAUUGUAUAAAAAUUUUAGAAACAAUUGGUAAAUCAAUAUUACCAGGUGGAAAAGUUAUAAUUUUUGAUUGUAUUAUUAAUCCAAAAAAUUAUAAUAAAGGUCAUUUGUAUCUUGAUGUUAUGAUGUUUCAUUUUUUUGGUUCAGAAGAAAAAACAAUUAAACAAUUCUCCAAUAUUAGUGAUAAAGCUGGUUUCAAAAUUGACAAAGUUGUUAAUGAAAUUCCAAACUAUUGUCUAAUUAUUUCAAAAAAAGAUUAA
Messenger RNA from Dictyostelium discoideum AX4, 1017 nucleotides. RefSeq names its product O-methyltransferase family 2 protein (gene omt4). Bases 1 to 1017 code for a protein of 338 amino acids. The record is from RefSeq and is a predicted model, not a curated record. Gene Ontology annotation, molecular function: 3,5-dichloro-THPH methyl transferase activity; protein dimerization activity; methyltransferase activity. Lineage: Eukaryota; Evosea; Eumycetozoa; Dictyosteliales; Dictyosteliaceae. The transcript has 2 exons.